Messenger RNA from Manis javanica (Malayan pangolin), 3195 nucleotides. It is a transcript of the gene EBNA1BP2, whose product is annotated as EBNA1 binding protein 2. Gene Ontology annotation, biological process: ribosomal large subunit biogenesis; rRNA processing; retrograde vesicle-mediated transport, Golgi to endoplasmic reticulum. The record is from RefSeq and is a predicted model, not a curated record. NCBI's taxonomy places the organism in Eukaryota, Metazoa, Chordata, Mammalia, Pholidota, Manidae. Gene Ontology annotation, cellular component: nuclear periphery; preribosome, large subunit precursor; nucleolus.
AGCUGGUGCUGGGGUUUCGAGCUCACGUGGUGGCGCGGCGUGGAAUUGGGGCUGAAAGCGAGUGGGCCUGAAGGCAGGCCGCAGUGGAGGAAGGCGCUGUUUUCCAGCCUCGCGGGCCUCGGGUCGCUUGGCUCCCUAGGGUAGGCGUCUGCCUGCGCGCUGCGAGAUGGACACUCCCCCGCUUUCAGGAUCGGACUCAGAUUCUGAUGAUUCUCUUGUUACAGAUAGAGAAUUGCAGGAUGCGUUUUCCCGAGGGCUCCUGAAGGCAGGCCUCAAUGUGGUGCUAGAGGGGCCGAAGAGGGCUGUGAACAACGUGAAUGGUCUGAAGCAGUGUUUAGCAGAAUUCAAGAGGGAUCUGGAAUGGAUUGAAAGGCUUGAUGUGACCUUGGGUCCUGUGCCAGAAAUAAGUGGACCUCAGUCGACAACUCAGAACAAGGAUAAGAAAGCUGUUGAUCCAGAAGAUGACUUCCAGCGGGAGAUGAGCUUCUACCGUCAGGCUCAGGCCGCAGUGCUUGCAGUAUUACCCCGCCUCCAUCAGCUCAAAAUCCCUACCAAGAGGCCCACUGAUUAUUUUGCAGAGAUGGCCAAGUCUGAUCAGCAGAUGCAAAAGAUUCGACAGAAGCUGCAGGUGAAACAGGCUGCCAUGGAGAAGUCUGAAAAGGCUAAACAGCUGCGAGCACUCAGGAAGUACGGAAAGAAGGUGCAAACAGAAGUUCUCCAGAAGAGGCAGCGGGAGAAAACACAUAUGAUGAACACCAUUAAGAAAUAUCAGAAAGGCUUCUCUGAUAAACUGGAUUUCCUUGAGGGAACUCAGAAACCUGGUGCACGGGCCACGAAGGAAGGAGCUAAAGGCCAGCAGAUGAGAAAGGGGCCCAAUGCCAAACGACGCUAUAAAAACCAAAAGUUUGGUUUUGGGGGAAAGAAGAAAGGCUCCAAGUGGAACACUCGUGAGAGCUAUGAUGAUGUAUCCAGCUUCCGGGCCAAGACAGCUCAUGGCAAGGGCCUCAAGAGGCCUGGAAAGAAAGGAUCAAAUAAGAGACCUGGAAAACGAACAAGAGAGAAAAUGAAGAGCAGAACACGCUAAGCAGCAUCUCUGUAUAAAGAACCAAGAGAAAGGAAUGAAGGCUUGGGAUUUCAUAAUGCAAUUGGAUCCAUUCUGUUGAUUUAUUUUUGCAAGAAAUUUUUCAAUAAACUAAGGAAAAUGUUCAAAGAGACAUCUACUCUUGGUUAAAAACCAAAAAUGGAAAGAUUUCGGAGUUACUUCUACAUGUUAAAUAGUACUGCUAUUUAUUGAUGGUAAUUUAGACUUUGAGUCCAGAUUGCCUUCCUUAUGAUAGAUGAAGAUUUAAUUUAUAUGUGCUCCCCCCUGGUUUCUCUUCUCUGUAUUCCAGAGCUGUAUCAUGAUCUUAGAUAAAUCAGUAAUCAGUAUUUAUAUCAUUAUGAUUGUUUAAAUACCAAUUAGAGCUAGAUGUACUAUGAUAAAAUUUCCUUUGUGGUUCUUCCUUGAGGUAAUUAUCACCCUACAGUUUUCUUUGUGCCUGAUUUUCCUUCUAUGUCUUUUUUUCUUAGAUGCUUCGUCACUUUAUCCAUCUUGUAAUUUUCCUGUCACAGCUGUCACCCUGUCUCUUCUAGACCAUCUAGAUUGAAUCCACUAUUUCCUGGGUCCCGUAUUUUCCUUUCUUAGUUUAAAUCUUUUGUACACCAUUUUCUAGUACCUUCAUGGGAAAGAAUGUGGAGGUGAACGUUUCUCUCUUGUAUUUUUGCAAUUACCUUUAGUCUGGCUGGUGUGAAUUUUCUGGAGAAUGUUGCCAGCACCACUUUGUCUUGCAGCCUCUUGGGCUGCCGUUGAGAAGUUGAUGCCACUCUAGUUCUGUUUUUCCUCUGGAAACUCCUCUUCUCCCAGCGAUCUGAAAUGCCAUGAUGACAUGCCUUCAUGUGGGCCGGUGUUCAUUCUUUGAUUAGGGUAUUUGGAAAGAUUCAGGUUCUUUAGUUCUGAGAAAUUAUAUUUGAUAAUCUCCUUCCUAUUUUCUUUGUUCUAACUCUGGAAUUCCUGUUAGUCACAUUUUGAACAUCUGAUGAUGAUCUUCUAAAUUUGUAUUUUAGUUCUACUUUGGAAAGAUUUCUUUGAUUCUUUUUUCUAAUCAUUUUAUUAAAUAUUUAUUUUGGCUUUCAUUUUUUAUUUUAUCCCCCAAGAGUUCUUUAUUCUCUAAUUGUUCCUUUUCCAUAGCAUAGCACUCUUACUCUACAGAGGUAGUAUCUCAUCAUGUCUCUCAGAAUAUGAAUUAUAUAGUUUGGGUUUUUUUAAAGCGUUUUCUUCUGUUCCCUCAUUCUGUUCUCUGCAGUUUCUCCCCUGCCAUUCUGAGCUCCCUUUUUCACGUUGAGCCACGUGGAAGUCAGUGCAUGGACUCUGGGGCCAUACUGCUGGAUUUAACUCUGGCUCUCGGCUUACCUACUCUCUAACUUCAGCAAGUUCAUUUUCCUUGCUUCGUAAUCUCUAUACAGGCAUGAUAAUGGUCCUACCAAAUAGGUUCUUGUCAGCAUUGAGUUAAUGUGUGUGAAAUGCUUAGAAUAUUGCCUGCCUUUUAAUAAUAUAUAUGUGCUUAGGAUUAUUUUGAUGGGGUGGCUUUCUUUGAUGUCUGAUGAGCCUUGGUGGUACAUAUUUGAGAGGCACUCUCUUCGAACAAGCCACAUGUUCGAAGGUUGGGUGUGGGUGGGUAGGCCAUGUUGCAUGUUGGUUAAUAGUUUACCUGCCCUUCCUCUCUCCAUUCCAGUUUAGGAAUUGUACUUUAAAGAAGCUAGAAAUAUUUGGGAACUAUAUAUUCCUAAGCAGAAAAAAUAGUUUAUUUUCACAGUUUCCUUUCUUGUGGCAUCAUUGGUACAUAAAAAAGGAUGUUUCUUGUUUCCUUAGUGAGUUUCUAGUACAAAGAGAAUGAAUUCAGUUUUUGUAAACUAAUUGUAAAAAAUUCUGAGCAAACUCAUGUUUUCAGAAGACCAAAAAGUAUUUUAUCCUGACCUAUUUUUUUGUAAUCUGUACAAUAUAAGUGAAUGAGUAAUACAUAAUAAUUCAAAUAAGGAGCCUCAGAAUCGGAGACUUUUAAUUGGAACAGAUUGAGGGUUUUAAAAAAGAACAGAGGUUCACAGCAGUUCACACUGGUAUGGCAAAAGGAAGUUAUUAAAAAGGAUUUGAAAACUGUA